Molecule: messenger RNA, 1092 nt
Organism: Salvia miltiorrhiza (redroot sage)
Lineage: Eukaryota; Viridiplantae; Streptophyta; Magnoliopsida; Lamiales; Lamiaceae
Exons: 3
Coding region: 1-1092 (363 amino acids)
Molecular function (GO): zinc ion binding; nucleic acid binding
Source: RefSeq, a predicted model, not a curated record
AUGCCCCCGCGACGCGCUCCGGAAGAUGAGCAGCGAGCCCCACCUGUGAAUAACAAUGGGGUUGAUUUUGCUCAAUUUCUACUAGCUCUCCAAGGCUUUAUGCAGCAACAACAGGAGGGUGGCAUGAAUGCUGGACAACCUCGAGUAAGGAAUUUUGAAAUUAUUGAACAGUUUCGAAGGAUGGGUCCACCAAGAUUUAAGGGAACCGAAGGGCCUGAAGACACGGAAGAAUGGAUUCGUGAGCUCGAACGAAUAUUUGAGCUUAUGGGCUGUAGUGAAGAGCAAAAAGUUUCAUGUGCGAUCUAUCAAUUGGCCGAAGAAGCAAGCCACUGGUGGGAAUCUCAUGCUCGAACAUUGACACUUGAACAACGCCAAGCUUUGGUUUGGAAGGACUUCAAGGAGUUGAUAAUGGAUCGCUAUUUUCCUCAAUCCUACAUAACACAAAAGGAGACCGAGUUCCUCAAUCUCAAGCAAGGAAAUAUGACACUUGUCGACUAUGAGAGAAAAUUCAACAAAUUGUCUCGAUAUGCAUCAUACCUAGUCGACACGGAUGUGAAGAAAGCGCGUCGAGAAGUUAUCGACCGAGCUCAAGCAGUCUCCAAUGGCUUGCAACUAGAGAUCAAAGAUCAACAACACCGUGACUCAUUCGGAAAGAGAAAAUGGGAAGAUUUUGGAAAAGGGAAAAAUGCUCCAACAAACAAGAAAUGGCAACCAACACGUGGUUCUUCAACAGGAUCUGCAUCAUCCAAAUCAAGCAAUGAGAAGUCUCAAUGCCCAAAGUGUAAUAAAUUCCACAUAGGCGAGUGUUGGCGUGGGAAGAACGUCUGCUACUCCUGCGGCGAUCCAGGACACAUGUCAUAUAACUGUCCAAAGAACAAGAAGGAGACGCAAAAGAAUAUUCAAGAGCCUAUGAAGAAAGUGAAGCCCCGAGUCUUUGCCAUGACAGAAGGAGACCCCGAUCCCGAGGACGGUGCAGACACCAUGUCAGACUCGGGACCUCGUUCUGCGCUGACUGGGGACCUGGAUCAUCGUGUUUUAAACCUUGCAGUUAAUGCCUCCACCGCUACCAUUGAUAUCCUCGUAUUGCCUUAG